Molecule: messenger RNA, 876 nt
Organism: Oppiella nova
Lineage: Eukaryota; Metazoa; Arthropoda; Arachnida; Sarcoptiformes; Oppiidae
Source: the annotation of a GenBank genome assembly
AUGAACUCGCAACUAAUUUUAGUAUCCAUUGUGCUAUUCAUAGCUGGUGCUAGUUGCGAUAAAUAUGAUUACCCGAUAUCCGACUACCUAGCUGUCCGAGACUCGCGAAACUUUACCGGUAAAGUGGUCCUGGUAACAGGGUCAAGUGCGGGUAUAGGGGCCGGUGUGGCUAAAUUAUUUUCCCUGUUGGGCGCCAAUGUGGUGGUCACCGGACGUAACCAAUCCCGCAUAGAUAGCGUGGCUCAAGAGGCUCAAGAAUUAUCACCUAAUAAGCUCAAGCCAUUGAAAGUAACGGCUGACCUAAGGGUGUCGGCUGAUGUCAAACGCCUUUACGAUACGACAAUGAAAACGUUUGGCAGACUAGACGUGUUGAUAAAUAACGCGGGUAUUUAUCCCAUGAGCAAUAUCUCCACCGACAACCUUAUUAACCAGUGGAACGACAUAUUUAAUACAAACGUUAUACCAAUGGUCGAGUUGGUCAGGCUAGCCGUACCGGCGCUGCAAAAGUCGCAAGGUUCAAUCAUCGACAUGUCCAGUAUUUUGGGAAUUGCCCCGGCGGCCACCCAAUUAGCCUACAGUACCUCUAAGGCAACAGUCCUGCACUUGACUCGCAUACUGGCGCUCGAGUUGGGACCCCUCGGCAUACGCGUCAAUACAAUCAAUCCCGGUGCUAUCGCUGUUGAGCGCACUGUCGUAAUAUCCGGUAAGGCUUUCGACGAACUUAUCCCGAGAACACCUCUACGCAGGAAUGGCCACGCCUUGGAUAUCGCGAAGGGGGCGGUGUUUUUGGCCUCCAGUGACGCCCAGUUUAUUACUGGUGCUAACCUGGUGAUCGAUGGGGGACUGGUGUACAACUAUCCCACCUAUAUACAAUAA